AUGAUAGACCGUGAAUUAGCCAAAGGCGUUGUCAUUCAAAGUAAGGAAGAUUUGUUGGUAAAAGUUGGGUUAUACCAUUUGAAGCAUAAAGUGGAGUACCGAACACCUAGAUCUUCAAAUUCUCGGUUAAAGGUUGUGUGCAAGCAUAAAAACUGCCCAUUCUUGCUUUCUGCGAAUGCACUGACUGGAAGUAGUUGGAAAAUUUCAAACUUUAUUCAUCCACAUACAUGCUUGGUUAACCUGAGUCAUUCAGCCCCUCGACAAUUGCCUGCAAAGAUCAUUGGAGCAUUAUUCGCGCCGAAGUUGUUGACAGAGGGCCGAGUAUUGAAGCCUGCAGAAAUUAUGGGUGACAUGGAGCGUGAUCAUGGCAUUAAGCUCAACUACAAUACAGCUUUGAGGUCUCAAAACACCGCAUACGACUUCAUUUAUGGAGAUCACAAGAAGUCCUGGGAACUUUUGCCGGCGUAUUUUCAUAUGUCGAUGAAGGAAAAUCCUGGAAAAUCGGCAUAUAUUGAGACCGAUAAAGAUGACGUGUUUGAGUAUGCUUUCAUUUCUUUUCAUGCGUCUGCAGGCUUCCUCAGUUAUUGUCGGCCCGUUAUUGUGAUUGACAAUACGUAUUUGAAGGGGCAUAAAGUCUGCUAUGGAGGUUGUUUACCCUGA
Striga hermonthica is the source of this 660-nucleotide messenger RNA. NCBI's taxonomy places the organism in Eukaryota, Viridiplantae, Streptophyta, Magnoliopsida, Lamiales, Orobanchaceae. The record is from the annotation of a GenBank genome assembly.